AUGCCCCCGAGCUACAGUCCCUGUCCCAGGCCCUGCCUCAAACGCCCCUCCCAAGAUCGCUGCGCCUCACCCUUGUCUCCCCGCGACGAAUCCACCCAGCUGCUCGCCAUCGACCCCGGCAUCCUCCACCCCCUCGUCCACUUCGCACCCUCCACAGAGCUCGCCAGCACGCACUCCGCGUACUCUGCAGCCGUCUACGACCGCUCUCCCAUCGUCGUCCUUCCCAAUCGCUGCGCCCUCCCCGAGCGCGGCUGCCCCGGCCGCACCUACAACGUCGGUGACGGCACAGCCCCCAGCACCUCGCGCCAGCGUCAGCGCAGCCCCGCCGCGCGCCAUCGCCAUCCCCGCGCCAAGGACCUCGACCUCCCCGAGGACGAGGACGACGAUGAUUUGACACCGCGCACCUCCCCGCUCGCCCACGCCUACGCGCUCCCGCCACUCGUGCCCGACCUCUCCUCCGAGUCCGACGAGUCCGACGCCGCCCCCGGCGAGCACGACCGUGCGCUCAUGUUCGCGCAGUACGCGAUGACCCAGCGCUCGUUCGCCGGCGCGGGCGAGCUCGCGCAGGGCAUGUCCGCGAUGUACAUCAACACCGCCAAGCCCUCCGCGCUCUCCUUCCUCCCGCACCCGCCCUCGCCGCGUCGCGCGCACUCGCCCACGCCGCCGUCGCGCGAGGACGAGCACGACCGCCGCCGCCAUCCUCCGUCCGCGUCCGCGUCGUCAAUGUCGAGACGCAAGUCGAAGAGCGGCGAGAAUCGCAGUCCGGAGAGUCCCGCGCGGGCGCGGUAUAAGGCGUUCUCGGAAAAGAGCGCGCUCGGCGGCGGGUUCGGCGUCGGGGACCUCGGCUGCUUGGGCGGCUUCUGA
Molecule: messenger RNA, 864 nt
Organism: Sparassis crispa
Lineage: Eukaryota; Fungi; Basidiomycota; Agaricomycetes; Polyporales; Sparassidaceae
Exons: 2
Coding region: 1-864 (287 amino acids)
Source: RefSeq, a predicted model, not a curated record